Messenger RNA from Aspergillus melleus, 786 nucleotides. RefSeq names its product TIP41 family protein (gene TIP41). Gene Ontology annotation, cellular component: cytosol. Gene Ontology annotation, biological process: TOR signaling. The record is from RefSeq and is a predicted model, not a curated record. The transcript has 3 exons. NCBI's taxonomy places the organism in Eukaryota, Fungi, Ascomycota, Eurotiomycetes, Eurotiales, Aspergillaceae. Bases 1 to 786 code for a protein of 261 amino acids.
AUGUCUCUCACGGACCCAACUCCCAAUACUAUCUCCGUCAUGGGGUUCAAAAUCACCACCCAAAAACGACCCAUACUAAAAGCCGAUCCGAUCGAAGACAUGACCCAAAGGCUAGGCAUUGCACCGCCGGAGAUGAUCUUUGGAGAUAACUACGUUACGAUUGAGCAAGAUGGUGGGGACUGGGGAAUCACAUUCAACGCAUUUGAUGCUCUAGAUCGUGUAGACAAAACGGGUGCGUCGAUGUUGAAGGUUGCUUAUUCGAACGAGUGGCAGAGAAGCAGGGAGAAAACGCAUGAGGGUAUCAAGGAAGUUGUCAAACCUUUCGACUGGUCUUAUAGCACGGAUUAUCUGGGCACUAUUCACCCUCGAAGCCUACCAUUUGAAGCAACCGAGAAGCCGAUUCCCGUCGAAUUACUCAAACGUCCCGACCCUAUUUUGUUCUUUGAUGAGGUCAUAUUAUACGAAGACGAACUCGCUGAUAAUGGCAUCACGACGCUGUCGUGCAAGAUUCGUGUGAUGCCCAAGCGAUUGCUUCUGUUGUCGAGGUUCUUUAUGAGGCUUGACAAUGUCCUGGUUCGCCUCAGAGAUACGAGGGUGUACAUUGAUUUUGAGGAUAUGGAGGUGAUUCGAGAAUACCAGUCCAAAGAAAGCGACUACGCGACCGUUCGACGGGUGUUAGCAGCUACUAGAGAUGACGUUCCAGCCGUGAUGAGAGACCCAAAUAGACUGUCAGAAGCUUUACCUCUCCUUGAGAAACGCUUAGAGCGGGUCAGCUUGAGAAAUUAG